Molecule: messenger RNA, 1547 nt
Organism: Seminavis robusta
Lineage: Eukaryota; Bacillariophyta; Bacillariophyceae; Naviculales; Naviculaceae
Source: the annotation of a GenBank genome assembly
GCCAGGGUCAAAAAGCACAACAAAGCUACCGGUAUGGGCAACACCCACAGCGUCAACAAUGGCGACGGCGUUGCCACAGACCUGUCGUCGCCUCAGUCUCUUACUCAUCUCGGCAGUCGCUACUGCUUUCCGUUUGCGUCGUCUCCACCCAGCAGCGUGAAGAGCAAUCAUGGAGACGAAAACAACCCUUCCGAAAAUAACGGCGGUGCAGUCGCCCAUGAUCACGAGGACGACAAGGAUGACGAAUCAUUCUUUUCAUGCAAAAAGGACGAACGUUCUGCUAGUAGAUCUCCCGUAGUUUUCUUUUCUCCUGCGUCUCCAAUCCCAUCACCUCGGCGUCUCGGCUUUCGCAACAGCAGCAACCGUCAACCCGAUGACACCUCUGAGUCCCACAUGAGUCGGCAUCACGGCACGGAGGAUGAUCCAGACGAGGAGAUGCGCACAGAAGAGGAAGGAACAAUCGAACACAAAAGUGGAGAAGAAGAAGGACGAGAUGGCCUUGUUCCACGCGUAUUGCCCCAUCAGUCGUCUCCUCCUCACGGUGGCCAGCAUCCAUCGGGCAAUCGUGCGACCUGGGGACCUUCAACGCCAACGGGUCCAUUUCCUUUCUUGGCUUCUCCGCCGGUAUCAUCACGGCAUAAUCAUGAUGCAAUCUACGGGGAGGACAACGAAGAAGAAGUCGUUGAAAACAGAAACUCGUCAGAACUCGCGGUUGAAAACGAGAGUGAGGCCGUUUUUUCUCGUGCUGCAACGCAAGCGGAGAACAAUGCAGUAGAAUCUCCCAUGAGCCCAACAUCCGUACAAAAGCGCAGCACAGUGGAUUCCUCCUCAGGCAAUGAUUCGCUUCCUUCGGAAAUUCAUGUGACCGAGACAUCGCCGGAUGAUCAGAACUCCACUGACCUCGGUUCUCCUCAGUCGAUCCAAACGGAAGGCUCCGAUGAUGACUCUGGCGCUACCGUAGAACGAGCAUCUUCUGUCCAAGGGACGAACUGGGAUCAGGCGAGUGUUGGCAGCAAGAACAGUACAUUUGCAGAUAGCUACGACGAAAAGGAUCCCCGAAGCCUCAAUUCGAAAGACAAGAGUCCCGCGUUUGGUGGAACAACACGGGCAUUAGUCGCGGUCAAGUCAGCAAUGAAGAAGGAAAUUGGCCCGAGCAAUGACGCAAACAACAUCAACCAUGAGCUAGCGCCUGUUCAGCGCCCAGAUGUCUUGUUUGACGAGAGUUCUACAGUUCUCAGGUCGGAGAAGAUGGCGCUGACCCAUCGAGACAAAGGCACAUCCAAGACGGUGAAGGAGCAAGCUUUGAAGCUUGAACGCCACUUUGACUCUUCAGAUUUUGUCCAAAGAGAGGAGGACCACGUUGUGGAAGCUGCGAAGAAGCUAGGUGCCCAUGCAAAAGUGAACUCGGCAGCGGCGACUCAACAAACCUCUGCCAAGAGCACUUCUAUCCAGCCUGUCCCAUCGAAAAGCUCCCAAAAUGGAAAGCCUGAGGUUAUCUUACGACGGGUCAAUGCCGAAGUGACACAAAAUGCCAAGCGUCCCAAUCA